GAUUGACUGCUUGACCGUGUGCAGGUAGUAGUAAAGUUGGUAGCGAGUAAGUAGUGGCACGACGGCGAUGGGCACGGGCAGCAGGCACCUUAAGAUCGUAGUCAACGCAGUAGAAAACUCCCGUUAGCCUGCAGCCUGCACUCGCUCUUUUAUCGCGCGAAACCAACCCAUGUUGCUUGACAAAACAUCAACAUCAUACAAGCGCGGGAUCUAAUGUUAGCAAUGACGAAGUGAUUUUCUCGUGUUGCGCGACGACAUCGGUGCUUCGCUCUCUAAGGAAACAACAGCGGUUUGCAUACAAUACGAGACGCAAUUACACAUUCAUGUGGUCGAUGCUUAGCAGCCGAGAACGGGUUUGCUGAGUUGUGUAGAAUGGAUCAAUGUCUUGAUCAAUAUGAAGAGCAAUUGUUCAAAGUGUUCAGCAGCCACGACAGUGAUAACGAUGGCUCGUUGGAUCACCCCGGCCUCUUGCAACUCUGCGAAACCCUCCAACUUCAGGAUAAAAGCGACGAUCUAAUCACAUCCUUGUUACGCAACCAUCAUCGCAGUAAAGCGACUUUUCCACAAUUCAAAGAUGCGCUGUUACAAUUAUUAGGAAACAUGCAGAAUACAUCAGCGAAAGAUCAGAAUCACAAUCGUGAGAAGGAUAAAGAUCGAGACAUUUGCAAUGCUAUAGAGAAAGAAAGCCCUGAUAAAGAGCGCGAAGUAGCUCCGAAAUACGUGGUAGGAUCCAAAAAGUACGGAAGGAGAAGCCGCCCACGUAUUGAUGAAUCUCCCAUUGGUAUUAAUAGUCUACACACCUCGAAUGGCAUCCAACGAUCUAAUUCAACGGCGGAUCAUGUAAGGCCCCAAGUGAAACCAAGCAGAUUGCAGCGAUGCACUUCUGUACCGAGUGUGACUUCAUAUGAUGAAACCAGUUUUAUUUCAAACAUUUCAACGUCGAGUAUGACCGAUGGCUGUACGGAGGAAAUGCUCCGAGAAGCCUGGAGAAAAUUAGGUGUUGGUGAAGAUGGAUACUUGAAUCAAAAAGAGUUGAUUCUUGUAUUUGAAGCGAUAGGUUUAGAUAAUUUGACUGAUAAUGUAAUCCGCCAUCUCUCCCAUAACUCGGGAUUGGAUUUCAAUAAACGAAUAAGUUUUGAAGAGUUAUUGGAAGCUUUACAAAAGGAUGAUACGUGGAGCCAUUUCUUAGGAGGCGUUGGAAGUCCAUCAAUAAUUGAACAUGAUAGAAAUGUGAGUAGAGGUAGGAGGCAGUCGACUUUUAUCUUGGAGGAUUCCACAGAGCAACUUGAGAAUGAGAAAUUAGUUAACAUUAAGUUGGGGCCUGAUGGUUCUGGAUAUGUCACUCUUGAUGUGAUAACAGAAAUGUGGGAAUCGGCAGGUAUUUCAUCUCCUAAGUUAUUAUUAAAAGAUUUAGGCUUCAAUUCCAAUGUGAGCAUUGAUGUCUCCGAACUAGCUACAAUAUUACAGAAAGAAAUCAAAAGUUUAUCAGAGUUGCGAAUUGAUCAUACAUGCAAUCCAUUGAUUGCUUUACUACAAGCUUUUAUUACAAUUUACCAAGCCGAAAUUAAAUGUUUAAAAUCAAUUCUUCAACAAGUAUGUGAAGAGAAAGAAAAACUAAAGUUUGAUAUCUCUGAAGCUAACAAUAGGUCGACACUGCUCGCGCAAGAAGUGGAUGAGAAUGUUUUAAAAAUGGAACUGAAUACUGAAAAUAAAGUCAAACAAUUAGAGUCAAAACAUUCUGAAGUGUUGCGGGAAUUGUCUGAUCAGUUUUCUAAUGAAAAGGAGCAAAUGUUGUUGAGUAAUCAAGACUUGGAGGAGAAAAUAAAGACUUUAGAGAGCGAAGAGUUAAUGCUAAGAGAUAAUCUGCAAAGUGUACAGAAUUAUUUAGGAGUUGUUGAGGGUGAAAACAAGGAAUUGGCCAGUAAAGUGUUUGAGUUAGAAGGGGUGAAGUUGAAUCUUGAGCAACAAAUUGAUGAAUUAGAGUUGGAGAAAUUAAAAGUGUUGGAGGUUGAGACAAUUAGAAGUGAAGAACUGCUUGAUGAGAUUGGCGUACUGAAAAGGGAGAAUUGUGAGCUGAAGGAUCAGAAUGAUGAGAUGAUUUGUCAGAUUGAAGAGUUAAAUAAAGAGAUUGCAAUGGGCAAGAUAAAACCAAAGAUUCAAAGUUGUGAUGAGGCGAUCUACUUGGAUGGCAUUGGAUUGGGAGCGAAGAGAAGAAACGGAGAAGUUACGAAUGAGGAAUUACAUUUUGAAUGUGCCAUUACUGGAAGUCCGCGACUGGGAAAAAUGCGAAAAUUUCACGAAUCCAAAGAAGCGACCGCUCUGGACACAUCUUUUCUGUCCGUUAACGUCGAGAGCGAUGUGGACGAAGAGGACGGCACGCUGACAUCGUCUCUGAGAAACAAAAUGUCGCUGGUUGACCGACUGCUACGAAAAUACGCCAUUAAACUGGAUUGCAAUGAGAAUUCAGAGGAAAACUACACGAGAAUGUUGGAGCAGGUGGUCGACCAUCUUCUCAGCGCAAUGCAUGACGAAGACGCGGUCGAAUUUCGCGCAGCACUGACGAUUGAUCCGAUCGAACGAACGAAUUUCAUUAUUCCCCGAGCAAUUGGGGUUGAUGACCUAUCGAUAGACCAAAAAUCACCCACUAGGCCAAUGAAGCCUACUGAACACAACGAAACUAAACCUACAAACGAAAACGACCAACUUCUUCAAGACUACAAAACUAGAAUAACUGUUCUCGAAGGAGAGAAUAAAACAUUGCAGGAAAAAUGCGAUGGGUUGCAGCAAGGGUUGAAUCUGCUUAAUGAAGAAUAUGAGAUGUGCGAGGAUUACUGGCAGAAGAAACUUGAGGAAGAGCGCGGAAUCUAUGAACUUGAACAACUUCAAAGUAGUGAGAAACUUAAUGAAGUUGUAUGUAAACUAACAGAAUAUGAAGAACAAUGUUUAGAAGAUAGUAAACGCUUGACAACUAUCAAUGAAACACAGAUUGAGAAACAGUAUACUGAUUUAGAAGCAGAAUAUGAGGAGUAUAAAGUUCGUGCGCAAAUGGAUCUAGAAGAACAAGAAUCUCUGAAUAUGGCCCUGAAAGAUCAACUUGAAUUGAGUUUAAAAUCCCAAAAAAAUUAUUUUGAGAAUACAAAAGAAGUGGCUACCCAAGUGGAUGAUUUGAGAUUUAUGAAUUUGGCGUAUACAAAAGUCCACUUUGAUUGUUACAUUCCUCCACCUCCACAAAAGGAGAGUGAGGAGCAUGAAGAUUCUGGAGUUGGAGGAGUCGCAUGGCCUAAGAUUAAUAAUGCGCUUGGGAACAUGGGGAACAUAUCAGCUUUCGUACCUACACCUACCUCAUCCAUUCCAGCGGUGAAAGUGGACAAAACCGUGAUGCCUUUGAAGACGAAAAAGAAUCGACGACACGUGAGGAGUCUCACACAACCGGCGAGGAAUCUGAAGCGGUGCACAUCGAGCGACAGCAGUGACAACAAUGGCUCUUAUAAUAACGAAUCAUCUAACAAGAUGGCGGCGAUAACUACGCGACAGAAUGAAGUACAAAUUUUAAUGGAACAACGAGGACAUCUCGAGAAGAGGUGUAUGGAACUGCAGUCCGAAUUGAAGUCACAUAAGCGACUGUGUGAACAACUCAGGCAAUCAUGUUCUGGUUAUUACCACUCCCUGCAACACGCGUACACAAAAUUGGAUCAACAGUUUCGCCUCGGCACCAAAUUGCAUGAAAAACUUGCGGAUAACGAUGUAUUGGUGGGUAAUUUAUACAUUGAAAACGCGUACCUUAUUAAAAACAACCAAAGACUCGAGCAGCAACUGCAGAUGCUUUCUGGGCAUCAAGAGAACUUUUAAACCACGCCCCACGAACUAAUCUUUGAGGGCGGGGCCAAUGGCCUAGAAAUAAAUCUAACCUAUACGAAACCAGUCAAUAAAGUGCCUUUUAAUUUUGUUUGUUGUUUUCCCAGAGCUUUCACAUACGUCAGAUUACUCUAAAAACAUUUUUAGAUGCUGAAACAACGUUUUAGAGGGUAUGAAAUGUGAAGUGUCUAUAAAUUACAUGCACAUGUGAUUUAGGGAAUAUAUUUAUUAAUAAUUAGGUUGUUUCGAUUUUACUGAUUAUAAUAACUCCCGUUAUUUGCUAUACUUAUUUAUUUGCUUUAGAAAUGCUAGCGAGAAAUUAUUAAAAGACAACAUAUUUAAAGAUAUCAGUAACUUAUAAAACAUUAAAAUGGAUCUAUAUAUUGAAUUAAGUCUAAACUAUAUUGAUUAAUUACAAAUUAACGAAGUAUUGUAACAAAUGUACAUUUGAUUUAUUAUUUAUAUGAUUUAUUUAUAAGCAUUAACGUUAAGAACUUGACUGCAAAGGGCAGUUAUUUAGUUAAUAUCUGAUCCAACGAAUAUUUAUGUUGAUUUAGUUGUAAUUGUAUAUCAUACAAAUGGUAACCAAAAAUAUUGCAGAGAUAUUUAUACUUUAUACACUUCAAAGAUAUAUAUGUAUUGACACUAACAUCACAAUCAACAUUAUGAAAUUUUAAAAUGUGUAUUUAUAGGAACGUUCACACGUUUCCGUCUUUAUUUUUUGUGAUUUGUGAUGUUAGAGAGGAAGGUAAAACUGUGGGUGGUGCAUAUUUUAUUAUAUCAUGUGUGCGCCUCUUUUGUCAAGUAUUGUGCACCGCACGUAUUUUUGCAUGUUACAUGUUGAGUAAUUGAUACGAUAAUGAUACGAAAUUGAUAUCAAUUUGGAGAUUAUAUUAUACGAGCACAAAAUAAACAUAACAAUAAUGAUUGUGCAGCAUUUGCAAAUGAACUAUAAAUAUUGUAAACUAUCAGUGAUGUCAACGGAAAUUUAUAUCGUAUUACAAGAAUUGUUGUAUUGAAUGUUAAUCUAUGAUCGGAAUCAAGUGAAAACCUUAUAAAUUUGCUUGCAUUAAAUGAACUUUACAUUAAAUAAAGCAGGGCACUCAGAA
Molecule: messenger RNA, 4964 nt
Organism: Dalotia coriaria
Lineage: Eukaryota; Metazoa; Arthropoda; Insecta; Coleoptera; Staphylinidae
Gene: Bsg25D
Product: blastoderm-specific gene 25D
Exons: 5
Coding region: 373-3849 (1158 amino acids)
Biological process (GO): microtubule anchoring at centrosome
Cellular component (GO): centrosome
Molecular function (GO): calcium ion binding
Source: RefSeq, a predicted model, not a curated record